AAACUCAAUAAUAACUUUCCUCUCAUUCUUCACAGCUGCGCUGUUGCUCUCAUUCUUUACUCACUCUUUCAUCGCUCGUUACUCGACCAUAUCUUCUGAACUGUAAUCAUUUUUCUUAUAAAAGCCAACCACACCUUCAGUCAAACAAGCAAAGCGAGCUCCCAUCCAACCAACCAACAACAUGUACUUCUCCAAGAUCGCCGUUCUCUUCGCUCUUGUCGCCACCGGCCUCUCUGCACCGGUCGAUGCGGUCGACAAGCGUCAGGCCAACCUCCUGUCCGUCCAGAGCUACUCUCAGUUCCAGGUCUCUGACGGCGUUGGCGGCAACGCCCUCGGGGAGGUCGCCCAGAAAUUCCCCGUCGCUCAACUCAAGGCCAACCUCAAGGGAGUGAGCAAAAACGACUUGGCCAUUCUCCAGGCCGCCCGUGUCGCCGCCGAGGGCGCCGAAACGGACGCCGGCGGCUUCAACGACGCCAUCGCCAAGGCUUCUGGAGCCGAUGCCGCCGCGCUCAACGUCGGCAAGAUCAAGAACAAGGUCCUCAAGCUUCAACUCGAAGUCCUGGCGCUCCAGGUCCAGCAGGCCCAGGGUGCGAACAACCAGGCCAAGAUCGACGCGGAGCAGAAGAAGCUCGACAACAACGUGAAGCUCGACAAGGCCGCCGCUGGCAAGCCGAGUAAGAGUGUUGCCUUCAAUGCUACCUCCCAGCCCUAGAGCAACAAGGUGUAACGGUCCACCAGUC
Messenger RNA from Colletotrichum navitas, 740 nucleotides. RefSeq lists its product as uncharacterized. The transcript is spliced from 2 exons. NCBI's taxonomy places the organism in Eukaryota, Fungi, Ascomycota, Sordariomycetes, Glomerellales, Glomerellaceae. The coding region runs from base 182 to 712 and encodes 176 amino acids. The record is from RefSeq and is a predicted model, not a curated record.